UUCACUGGAGGAAAGACAAGAGGUUUCUAUUUCUACUUGGCUGUGCAUUGACGAAAUGUGGAGCUCUAUUGAAUUCAAAGUAUUUGCCGUGCUGAUAUUUGCUGUUGGUGUGUGGUCUGAUUGCCGUGAGGUGGACUGGUCCGAUAGCUUCAACAAGAUGGGAAUGUCCCAGUGUGACCGUGUUGGUGACAUCAUCCAGGGUUUCUGUCGAAGUGACUUCUCUCCAGUCUUAGACAGCAUCGCGUUACUGGAGAGUGCUAUCUGCUGCACCAAGCCUACGCCAUGGGGAGAAAGCUACGAGUAUCGCACUGCUAAUUGGUGGAGGUUGUUUGGUACAGCAAACACCUCCGCUGAAUGUCCAGUUGGAGGUUUCCUUACAGGGCUGUUUAGAUCAAAUGGCUGGCAAAUUAUGAACAUUGAAGAAGGACGCUGUACCAGAGCACCAGGCCAUCCGCCUCGUUACGAGUAUUGUUACGAGCACGAUAUCUCUUCUUGCUUUGACAAGUCAGGCUGCUGCACUUGUAACAACGGCACCUACGUUGUUGGUCUGUACCGCGGAUACUGUGAUGCUCUGUACUGUUUAACUAAACUCCGCUGCUGUUCGUUUAUCCAGAAAGAGUAACGUUUGACGGAGGAAAAAAGACCAUAUGAAAUAUAAAUUAACAUUUUUGAUCACUGUUUUGACAGAAAAUACAUUAAAACAUCGAACGUCAUUUCUUAUUUGGAUGCCAGAAGAGAAAAUUAAAUAAAAAUUUAUCUAUG
Physella acuta is the source of this 762-nucleotide messenger RNA. RefSeq lists its product as uncharacterized. NCBI's taxonomy places the organism in Eukaryota, Metazoa, Mollusca, Gastropoda, Physidae. The record is from RefSeq and is a predicted model, not a curated record.